AUGGCGUCAAAGCCAGGUCAGAAAAUCCGCGUGGACGAGCAUGUCCCGAUUCCUCUGUCGGACGGGAUCGUGCUCUCGGCGCAGAUCUGGCGACCGGAGAGCUCUUACGCAACCGGCACGGCGACGUCGACGCCGGUGCCCGUACCGGCCAUUCUCGAGUAUCUCCCGUAUCGAAAACGGGACUACACGGCGCCGCGAGACGCGCUCAACCACCCGUACGUGGCGAGCCACGGGUAUGCGUGCGUGCGGGUGGACAUGCGCGGGACGGGCGACUCGGAGGGCCUCCUGCACGGCGAGUACCUCAAGCAGGAGCAGGACGACGCGCUGGAAGUGUUGAGCUGGAUAGCCGGGCAGGAGUGGUGCACGGGAUCGAUCGGCAUGAUCGGCAUCUCCUGGGGCGGGUUCAACGGGCUGCAGGUGGCGGCGCGACGGCCGGCGGAGCUGAAGGCGGUGAUAUCGCUGUGCUCGACCGACGACCGCUACGGCGACGACAUCCACUACAUGGGCGGCUGUCUGCUGGUGGACAACUUCCUCUGGGGCGCGACCAUGUUCAGCAUGAACCCGCUGCCGCCCGACCCGGCGCUGGUGGGCGACCCCAAAUGGCGAGAGCUGUGGCUGGCCCGUCUGGAGGCCGGCGGCCUGUACAUGGUCGACUGGCACCGGCACCAGCGCCGCGACGAGUUCUGGACGCACGCCUCCGUCGGCGAAGACUACAGCGCCAUCCAGUGCCCCGUCUACCUGGUCGGCGGGUGGAUGGACCCCUAUUCCAACACCAUUUUCCGCAUGCUCCAGCACCUGCAAUGUCCGCGCAAAGGUCUGGUCGGGCCCUGGGCACACAAAUACCCCAACUUCGCCCAGCCGGGCCCGGCCAUCGGCUUCUUGCAGGAGUCCGUCCGCUGGUGGGACAAGUGGCUGAAGGGCGUCGACACCGGCAUCAUGGACGAGCCCGCCCUGCGCUGCUAUCUCCAGGACACCGCCCCGCCGCAGACGCACUACGACUUCCGCCCUGGCCAUUGGGUCGCCGAGUCCGUCUGGCCCAGCCCGGCCGUCACGUCGCACCCGCUGGGUCUGGCCCCGGGCCGGCUCACAGACACAGACCCACAGCACGAGGCGGUGUUUUCUUCUCCGUCUCCUUCUCCUUCUCCGUCUACCACCUCUGCAUCUGGCGCAAGAGGCGUUGACCCACCUCCACAACUUCUGACCAUAUCCUCCCCCCAGACGGUCGGCCUGGCCUCAGGCAGAUGGUGCGUGUUCGGGCUUGACGCCGACGAGCCCGGCGACCAGCGCCAGGAAGCGGGCGGGUCGCUCGUGUUCGACAGCGAGCCGGUGACGUCGCCCAUCGACCUGCUGGGCCCGGUGGUGCUUCGUCUCCGGGUGGCCAGCGACCAGGCCAACGCGGUGGUGGCGGCCGUCGUGUCGGAGGUGCUCCCCGGCGGGGCAGCAACGCGGAUCUCAUGGGGGCUGCUCAACCUGACGCACCGCAACAGCCACGUCGACGUCGAGCCGCUGCAGCCGGGCCGGUUCUACGAUGUGGAGAUCAAGCUGAACGAGCUGGGCCAGCGCCUCGGCGUCGGGAGCCGCCUCCGCCUCGCCCUGUCGACCUCGUACUUCCCGACCAUCUGGCCGUCGCCCGAGCCGACCACGCUGAUGAUCGAUUGCGCCGCCUCCACGCUGGAUCUGCCGGUGCGGCGGCGGCCGUCUCCAGAAAACCCAGAUCCAAAUCCGCUCGACGCCCAGCUCCCGGCCUUCCAGCCCGCCGUCAACGGUCCGCCAUUGAACACCCACAUAUUGCGGCCCGCCCGCUCCAGCAACAAGGUCGUCCAGGACCUCAAUUCCGGCAUCGUCACAGUCCGCCUCGAGGAGGACGCUGGGAAGUGGGAGAGCCGCGAGUCCGGCUGGCGCUUCGGCAGCGACCAGACCAUCGUGUGCGCCGUCCAUCCCGAUGAUCCGCUGUCCGCCCGCGUCGAGCAGCAUUUCCGUAAGGAAUUCGGCCGCGAGGGCCUCGACCUGGCCGUGGCCGGCUGGGCGAAAAUGGCCGCCUCUAAGACAUACUUUCUCUUGACUGCUCACCUGGAGGCGUGGGAGCAGAACGAGCAGAUCUUUGUCAGGGACUAUGAUUUUGCUAUUCCACGAGACGGGGUUUAG
Messenger RNA from Capronia epimyces CBS 606.96, 2145 nucleotides. RefSeq lists its product as uncharacterized. Bases 1 to 2145 code for a protein of 714 amino acids. NCBI's taxonomy places the organism in Eukaryota, Fungi, Ascomycota, Eurotiomycetes, Chaetothyriales, Herpotrichiellaceae. Gene Ontology annotation, molecular function: dipeptidyl-peptidase activity. The transcript has a single exon. The record is from RefSeq and is a predicted model, not a curated record.